Messenger RNA from Strongylocentrotus purpuratus (purple sea urchin), 2168 nucleotides. RefSeq lists its product as uncharacterized. The transcript has 3 exons. The record is from RefSeq and is a predicted model, not a curated record. The coding region runs from base 193 to 1257 and encodes 354 amino acids. NCBI's taxonomy places the organism in Eukaryota, Metazoa, Echinodermata, Echinoidea, Camarodonta, Strongylocentrotidae.
UGCGGCAGCGAGCUGCGGUUGUUGAUUCUCCGGCAGCGCUCGCCACAACAAAAGUUGCGUGCGAGAAACUAGCGCAGGCGCGGCAGCAACGCCCGGUCUUUUGUCGUUGCAGUGUUAGCCAAUCACAGAACAAUAUUAUAAUCAUGCGGCAGCAACUCGGCAGUCAUGUGAUGCCAUUUUAUUGUAAGCAAUAUGGCGGCGAAUCAGCACUCUCACGAAGACUCCCUAGGUUGGACAAGGCAGAAAUUGGUGGAAUUGGUUGAGACAUACCAGAAUAGACCAUGCCUGUAUGACAACACAAGUCCUGGCUACCACAACAGAGAGGAAAGAUCAAGAUCAUGGAUUGAAAUAGCUGAUCUCAUGGGCAAUCAAGAGGAUGAAAUCCGAGCUAAGAUGAAGAGCAUCCGUACCCAGUAUGCCCGCAUCAUUCAGAAAGGACAACACCCCAAGUGUAAAACUGGUCACACCGUCUCCUCGUGGUGGUUACUUCCUAAUCUGAAUUUCUUAGAUGACUUCAUCAUUCCACGGAAGGCUGACUCCGAGUCAAUCAAGGAAAAUGACAUUGCAGAGUUGUCUCUACUGAGUCAAGUGAGAGAUGUUGGACGCACUUACAAGGAAGACAGUAAUUCAUUGGAGAAUGGUGAUGUCGCUGAAAUGAUGUAUGACAGCAUGAUUCCAGAUUCUGACUUUCCACAACCUCAAAGCACUUCACGAAACAACCCCGGACAGUCGAACCAGCUCGAGGAGCAUGUAUCUGUUCGAGAAUCCUCGCCUUACCAGUCACCGUUCACUCAACGCAUUUCGCCCAUAUCGAUAUCACGUCCGUCCAUCACCCAGUAUCGUAGCGCCAGAUCGAAGGUGCGUAAACCAUUUAAGAAACUAAAGAGAGAUCAAACGGCCAUCAGCCUACCGUCUGGAUCUACUUCCAACGCUUCAAAGCCUCCUGAUGCUGCUGAGCAGGGCAAUGACAAAUUACUCUUAAAAGCAGUCCUUACGUACGCAGAGAAGACCACCCGAGAUGACGAUGAAGAUGCAGUCUUUGGGCGCUACGUUGGCAAUGAGAUGAGAAGUGUUACCGAUUUACAGGCAAAGAGAAUUGCUAAGAUGAGAAUUCAGAAAGUUCUCUUCGAGGCCCAGACCGGCUGGACCGAGACUUCAAAUGAAGGGGUUUAUCAUGCCCCCCGGGACGGAACAACUACACAAGAUAACUUUCCUGUAGGGGUUGUUUGCAGUACCAAUAACAGUAGAGUUAUCUGAGUAAAAUUAGACAACCUGAAUUUAUUAUUUUAGGAAGACAAUCUCUAGAGUUUAGUAGCUUCUUGCCAUAUCUAUGGAUUUUAUGAAUUCUUUUUGAUUUUUUUUUCAUAUAAAUUUAGAGCAUAUAGUUGGUAGAGGUACUGCUGUGAGAUUGUUAAUGAUGUACUGCUAAAAGAACCUUUUUUCGUCCCAGAAAAGUUUAUGUAGUAUGUACCCUACCUUUACCAUUUAUAAUUGGUUAACUACAUGAGCUUGUUAGAGAUUUAAUUAGUAUUCACUUGUUUAUUAUGUCGAAUUUGUGAGGGGAAAGAAUUUAACUGAUUGACUGAGCAUAGCCCUUCCAUUUCUGCCUUUGGUGUAGGAAACUAUUCUCUGGGUGAUAUACUUAAAGUGCACUUCAUGAGUUUAGACAUUAAUAUCUUUAUUAUAAGAGAAUAGAGAUAAACAUUGUCAGAAGGAAUAAAGACGUGCUGCAGCAGGGCUCUACACUAAGUUUUUCCCACAGUGUCCUUAGUCAUUUUUGUUUAUCCCCCCCCCCCCCCCCCCGAUUUAAAUGUCAAAACAGUGGGUUUCUGAAAUUUAUGUUUUUGGGGGUCCAUGUGUACCUUAUCCCUGUUACUGUCUAUCCCAGGCUAAGGUUCAGUAUACAUGUUAAACAUUUAGAGAGUUAGGAAUCAAGACUUAAUCCUGGAACAUUAUUCUUUCAAUCGUCAAACCUUUCAGGCAGCCUUUCCGGGAGUGUAUGAUUGAAUUGUAGGAGGGUAAAUAGUAGGGUUUUGUGACAAGCAUUUUUUUUCUGUUACAGGUGACCCUUCUUCAAGAAUUACAUUGCAGUAUUUGAUAGCUUUAUAUUUUGUCCAAAGUAUAUUUGCAAGUAAAAUAAAGUAAACAAUUCCAAAGGUCCAAGAUUA